This is a messenger RNA of Spinacia oleracea (spinach), 2462 nucleotides long. Its product is annotated as metallothionein-like protein 4B. The coding region runs from base 2018 to 2266 and encodes 82 amino acids. The record is from RefSeq and is a predicted model, not a curated record. Lineage: Eukaryota; Viridiplantae; Streptophyta; Magnoliopsida; Caryophyllales; Amaranthaceae. The transcript has a single exon. Gene Ontology annotation, molecular function: zinc ion binding.
ACACACAUGCUUAAGAACAUGUCUGCCUUAAUUUAUUUCCUCACAUUAAUCCCAUCUCUUUGCUUCCUCAUUUCGCCAUCAAUUUCUCAACUAUCCUUUACUCCGGCCCCGGUUCCGGGCUCUAUACCAUUCCACUAUAUCAAUCGAGGUAACUUUGAUGUUAACAUCGGCGAAUUCGAGUCCGCCUUCCGAUGUGUAGGAAUCCAUAGUCCAAAAUUCUCUUUAUGCUUUUACACCAACAUUAACAUCCUAAAUUCUUUUACCCUUGGUAUAGGCAUGAGCUACCCACCUAAAUGGGUUUGGUCCCCAAACCGGAACAACCCGGUUCGUGACGGGGCUAGUCUUUCCCUAGGGAAAGACGGCAAUCUCGUACUAGCCGAUGAUGAUGGCCGUGUUGUUUGGCAAACCAACACGGCCAACAACGGUGUGAUUGGGUUCAAGUUGCUUGAUAACGGCAACUUGGUAUUAUACGACGCUAAUAACAAUUUUGUAUGGCAAAGUUUUGAUUACCCUUCGGAUACAUUAUUGGCCGGCCAGUCUCUUAAGGCCGGGUUAACUAAUAAGCUCGUAAGUAACGCAUCGCCUUCGAGCUAUUUCGAAGGGAACUACACCUUAGAGAUGAGCCCUAAUAAUGUGUCCUUAUAUUACAAGAGUUCAAACAAUCCAACACCACUUCCUUACUACAGCUAGAAUUGAUCAAAGUAGUAACUCAACGUUUUUUUCCAAAGAGUUCAAAUAUUUUGUAGGAGUUACAAACUUGUUUUUUCAUUUUACUUUCCAAGCCAUUCAAUACAUAACUACAGAUCAUUAUGAUGGUAUACUACGUACGUACAAUGACACGUCCAGUUCGAAUCAACAGUUAGUCGAAACGUGGUACAAUGGCACGUAUUCCUUCCUCCGACUAGACCAUGAUGGUAUACUACGUACGUAUAAUCUCGACCCUAUGAACAGGGUAGGAGGUCUUGACUCCAUAUGGAAAGUAGAGUUCACUCUUUUUAUGGGUGAGCCAUUGAUGAAUGAUAAAAAAAGGGCAACUGAAUGCCAAAUGCCUGAGAAGUGCGGCGAGUUUGGUGUUUGCUAUAAAGGGCAGUGUGUGGCUUGUCCUUCCCCUAGAGGGCUAUUGGGUUGGACGGAAAAGUGUGCGCCGCCCAAGUUGGUGGGAUGCGGUGGUGGUGGUGGUGGGAUGAAUGCCAAGUACUACAAGGUUGGUGGUGUUGAGCAUUUCAGUAGCAUGUACACCGAAGGAGAGGGGCCGAUGAAAGGAAGGGAGUGUAAGGCUAUGUGUAGCAAAGAUUGCAAGUGUGUUGGUUUUUUCUAUGAUGAAGAGAGGUUAAAAUGUUGGGUUGUUUAUGAUCUCAAGACUUUGACGCAAUCUAGUAACCCUAAGCACUUUGGUUACGUCAAAUUGUCUAAUUAAUAACUAUAAUUAAGUGAGUAAUCUUGGUUAAGACUAUGGAAAUUAAGGAUUGAUUUGUCAGCUUUUUAUGUUUGUUUUCAUUGCAAAAACAAAUACUAAUAAAUGUAAUCAAAGGCGAAUUGUUUCAAAUAAAAAUAAUAUAAAUGUUAGUAGAGUAUGCAGUAACACGAGGCGUUGCCCGGAGCUAAACACUAGUUUUUUAAUAACAUAAAAUGGUUUUCUCCUAAUUUUUCUAUUUUACGCAGUACGGAGUAUUAUGAUUAUUCUAAACAGAUAUUGGGCUGUUUCUCUCUUACUUGGUACUUGGUAUUUGGUAUUAAAGGCGUAAACAAGUUAGUCGAGCUGGAAGGGCAGUGGGCUCACUGGGCUGGGCUGGGCUGGGCUGGUCGAACAAUCCACAUUACAAAAGAAUACUCUUGUACUCUUGAGUAGUUAGAGACUUAAAGUUAUGCCACGUACCCCAUCAGCAACGUAGCUUUACGCCACGUGGAUUUGGAGGCGGUGAUUGAAUAAAACCGAGGUAGCAAAGAGAAGGCAGAGUUUGUGAUUCAAGAGAGGUACACCGUAUACAAUUAGGUAGAGAGAAUUAGAAGAGAAGAAAUGGCAGAUGUAAAGGGAUCAACAACUGCAGGUUGUAACGAAACAUGUGGUUGCCCUUCUCCUUGUCCUGGUGAUCAAACUUGCAGGUGCACAACAUCAUCAGGCGAAGAGAUGGGUCACAAUAAAUGUUCAUGCGGGGAGCACUGCGGGUGCAAUCCAUGCACCUGUAGUAAGACGGUGGUGAAGGGCACAGGAAAGGCCUUCUGCAAGUGCAGCACCGGCUGCGCUUGCUCAACCUGUGCUGCUUGAUCAUCUACCACAGGAUGAAACAGCUACUGUUUGUGCAGUUGUCAUUAGUCAAACUGUUUUCAAGAGUUCAUGUUUUUGUUUUAGCUUAAAUAAGUCUUUAUGUAUUAUCACUUGUAAACUUGUAAUCACACUUAUUAUAUCAGAGUCUUGUACGGUUUUUGACAGUUUGGUGAAUAAUAAAAGUUUCAGUUCUCAA